CAAUCAGACAAAGUUUAAUUAACUAGCUGAGCUGGAUUUCUUGUUAGGUCUGGAAAACUAGCUCUUUAACACUGCAGCUGUCAUCAAAAUAGAAAUAGUUUGACUUUAGCACCUGAGGCAAUCACAAGUUAAGUCUGCAUGGCAACGCAACUACUUCUACACAGCCCUAGCCGUCAAGUUGAAAGCAGUGGUGUACCAAGCUAUUUUCUGCAACCAGUAUUUCUCAGUUCAAGCAGUGAGAUGUUUCGAUCAGUUCCCCCUAGAGCUCCACGCAGUGCUAGUACGAGUGGUAAUUCCAUGGUCUGUGUGGACUGUUUCCAAGCCAAGGGCGAGAAUGAACUAAGGAUCCCUUGUCAGAACCCUAACUGUCACUUUUACCUGCAAGCCCCGGGAGCCAGCAAGAUGAGCAUUCCUCCAGCCCACAGAAGUACUUCUAUCUCUGAAGCAAGCUUCAAUCCAUGGUCUCCAUUCACUGGAGGAUAUGAUCAGCAACAAGCAGACAGCAACCCACCCCAUUAUACGAUUCCUGCUACACCUCAUGCAUCCUCCUUGUGGGCCUACCCUGCGUCAAGCAUGCUGUCAAAGAAGUCUAUUCAGAAGCAGCGAACUCAGUCUGUCUGUUUCGAGAACGAACGUGAGAAGAUCAAGUCGGGUCGUUACCUCCGAUCGAGGCUCAUGUCUCUUCCCAUGUCAGAAGUCCUGGAGCAAGUGGAAACCAGCGAUAUGGUGGAGGAUGCGUUUGUGUCUACUCCACUGUUUAGAGGAGAAGAGGGAAAGCUGCAGCGGCUCACUCCAGACACAGACAAAGACAGUGGUACCUGUAGUCCAUACGGAAUACUGGACUGGGCUGACCCACACAAAACUCGACUGCCCAUCGUAGACUGUACUGUGCCGGAUGCAACCUGUUUCGAUAUGGGGUUACUCAAAGCUGAGCUCUGCUCCACUUCAGGUUGUAAGCAACCCCCUCCUCCUUCUAGUGGCAGUACUGGUUCACCCACUACCACUGACUCUCUCAGACAGUUCCUGUUAGCUGGUCAAUUCACUAGCCUCCUAAACUGCAAUGACACAUACUCUCGCAAGGUCUUUGUUGGUGGGCUACCUCCUGACCUGGAUGAUGAAGACAUCAAGAGCAUCUUUGCUCGUUUUGGGUCUCUCUCCGUGGACUGGCCACAUAAACUACACACCAAAUCCUGUGUGCCCCCUAGAGGGUACGCUUUCCUUCUGUUUAAAGAUGAGUCUUCAGUACACAAGCUCCUUCUCUCCUGCUCCUCUGAGAGCAACAAGUACUUCAUCUACAUUCCCACCAACACAAUGACCAAGAAGAAGGUUCAGAUCAGGCCGUGGUGUUUGUCGGAUAGUCUCUGUAUCAAGGAGCCCCCUGAGAAUCUCGACCUUCGCAAGGCUGUGUUUGUGGGCGGAGUCCCUCGACCUCUCAAAGCUGUUGAACUGGCUCAGAUCAUGAGGGACAAGUAUGGUAGCGUUGUGCUGGUAGCCAUUGACUGUGACACUGACCUCAAAUAUCCUAAAGGUGCUGCCUGUGUUGUGUUCUCCUCUCAUGCCAGCUACAUAGCAGCUGUGUCUGCCCGGUUCGUGCAGCUCAAUUAUGCCAGCAUGGACAAAAAGAUUGAGAUCAAACCAUACGUUCUGGAGGGCCAGAUGUGCGAUGAGUGCCACGGUGUGCAAUGUAACAAAAAGCCUGCUCCUUUCUACUGUGCCAGUCUAAACUGCUUGCAGUAUUACUGUGAAUACUGCUGGGCCACCAUCCACUCCAUGCCGGGAAAACAGAAUCACCGACCAUUGCAGAAAGACAUUCGUAACAAAACUCCUUUUUGCUGAGAAUGUAUAUCACAGCAAUAUUUUGGCUGGUAUUUAUUGUUGUGUUAAACUCAGUGUUUGGAACGUCAUCACUUUUGGUUUUAUAUUUAUAUUGAUUUCGAUUCAUCUUCUCACUUAUUUUUUGCGGACUCUUGUAUCAUGAUCGCUCAUUGUGUUUGUAACUCAUUUAGUUUCUACAGUCCAACUUUGUAUGAUGUUUUGUACUUGCUUACAUGUUGUUACCAUGACUAGUAUAAUAUUGUAGUUAUUGACAGCUUCCUA
This is a messenger RNA of Halichondria panicea, 2097 nucleotides long. RefSeq lists its product as uncharacterized. The record is from RefSeq and is a predicted model, not a curated record. The transcript has 8 exons. Lineage: Eukaryota; Metazoa; Porifera; Demospongiae; Suberitida; Halichondriidae. Gene Ontology annotation, cellular component: cytoplasm; neuron projection; nucleus. Bases 139 to 1836 code for a protein of 565 amino acids. Gene Ontology annotation, biological process: negative regulation of cytoplasmic translation. Gene Ontology annotation, molecular function: ribosome binding; mRNA 3'-UTR binding; mRNA regulatory element binding translation repressor activity.